Molecule: messenger RNA, 3036 nt
Organism: Symbiodinium sp. CCMP2592
Lineage: Eukaryota; Dinophyceae; Suessiales; Symbiodiniaceae
Source: the annotation of a GenBank genome assembly
AUGGCAUACCAGUCCGCCGAUGUGGUUGCGGCGCUCGACAUGAUUCGUCGAGCCGUCGCCUCCGGCGACGACCUCAGCCAACUCUUCGGCGAGUGGUCUGGACUGGAACGGCGGGCCCUGGUAUCGGCGAUCAACAGUCCCGCCGCCGCGCCAGGGCCCGUCGUGUAUGGUGAUUCGUCGAGGGUGACACCGGCGUCUUCCAGUGGAGUGGCAGCAGGGCCGGCACCACGCGCCUCCUUCGGCGCAGGGGGGGUCUCCGGAGCACCGUCGUCCUCGGCCGACAUGCCGGCGGCCGGCAAGCCGUCGGGUGGGGGCUAUCCGCAGAAGCCCACCCGUCCGGCGCCGUCGGUUCCGAAAGGCAGCCCGCCGGAGGUCUGGGACCAGGUGGGGUAUCUCUGUCGGACCGACGCGGAGCUGGCCUACAAACACAAUAUCCCGACGGCCGACGCCUACUACCGGCGGUACCAGACGGUACUUCCGGAUCGGAUCACGCCGUCGACCGUGGUCCCUGGGCCGCCGCCGCCGGCCCCGUCGGUGCCGAUCGUCGACUACCAGGACCGCAUCGCCGAGGAGCUCCGGCGGCAGUUCGAGGAGGAGUCGCGACACCAGCGCACCGGCGGCCCGCCGGUGAAGGCCAUGCCGGCCGCCUCGGCACCGUCGCCGUCGCCGCCAGCACCGUCGGGGUCAUUCCGCAGGGCACCUACACCAACGCCGCAAGAGAUGUACCCCGACGCGGACCCGAUCACUGGCGCCGGCUUCCCCAUCCUUCCGCGGCGGCCGGGGCAGAACGCCUCCCCCGCCGAGCUCGAGCGCCACCGGCGCGAGUACCGGCGUCUGGCCCAUAUCCGCCGGAUGCUGUGCUCACAGGAGUGGCGCGACCACGUCGAGCUGAUGGGCAAGUCCGGCGUGAGGUCCGACGUGACAGUGCCGGAGACGCUCCGGCCCCUCACCGUCGCCAACCUGGAGCAGUUGGAGGACAUCGAGAGGGCCGCCGCCGGCGGCUCCACAGCCAUGGUACCGGCGGCCUCCGCAGCGGCUUACUAUGUGCUGCGGGCACUGCCGCCCGGCGUCCGGGGAGGCCGCAUUCCGGAGAAGAUCCCCGGCGAGAUCUGGUGCGUCGGGUGGUGCGGGCACCCGUGCACCAACAGACUGCCACGAGCAGUCCCGGCACCGGUGAUCCGGUCGGCCGGCCCCCGUCGCUAUCUCCCCGUCGCCGUCUUCUACAAGGUCGACCUCACCGACGGCUUUGUCGCUGGCGACGUGGGGCCCGACUCAGAGCCGAUCAGGCCACCGGCGCUAAAAAGGCGCCAAGGCCGGCGCACGCCUAGGCUCGAGGCCCCCGUUGGCCCCAUGCGGCCCCGCCGUGGACAGACGGCGGACUUCGGACCGGCCCCGUCAAACCAAAUCGUACCGGCGGGGCCCGCGAUUGGGCCCUCAGCGACGGCUGUAGUACCGACCGGCGGUCCAGUAGUGGUCGCGGCGACGGUUCGCGGACCAAUCCCGCCCCCGGCGACGGUCCCCGACCGGCCGGCGGAAAGGCGGAAGGACAUCCCGCUCAGGAGGGACACCCGUCGAGCGUGCAAACGCACCGCCUUUGAAGCGGCCCUCCCGGAGAACAGGGAGGCGGCGCUGGCGGAAAUCGACGAGAACAUCCUGGCGAAGUCGUCCCAGGCACCCUUCCAGUCGAGAGUCCGCACGUGGCAGGAAGCGUGCGAGACUUGGCCCAUCUCGGCGGAGGCGGUGCGGAAGGUUGCCGCCACCUUCCGUCGAGGCGGCUAUCGGUCCGUCCAGAACUAUUUCGACGCCGCCGUGGCAUACCAGGAACAGUUCCGCGGCGAGGCCGUCGACCCCCUCAUCCGGCGGGCCAUGCGACGCUACGCCCGGGCAGUGGUCCGCGGCUUGCCCGGCUCGAAGCUGAAGGCCAUCUUCGCCGUCGACCGCCUGGUGGCCUUGGUCUCCAGGGUGGACCCGCCGGGGGCCGAAUCGUGGAGCCCGUGGGUCACGGCACACGCCGUCGACGCCCUCAUCCUGGCGGUGUGGUUCAUGCUCCGCGAGAUCGAGUUCUCAGCGGCGCGGACGCAGGACAUUGAUGUCGCCGACGGCACCGUCGCCCUCCGGCUUCCCCUGCACAAGACCGCGACCGGCGGCGAGGUCGAGUUGACCCAACGCCAGCUACGGUGCGCUUGCGGGGCGACCGUGGCGCCGUUGUGCCCAUACCACGCGGCGCUCCGCCAUGUCUCCCGCCUUCGGCGUGCCGGACGGUGGGUGCGUGGGGCACCCCUGUUCCCCGACGGGACCGGUGACACCUGGGAGAAGUCAGAGGCCGUCCUCUUCUUCCGGCGGGUCUUGCUGGCGGCGGGGAUCCAGCUGACCACCACCGACCACAACGGCGCCACCGUCCAGCUCUUCAACGGCCAUUUGGCACGGGUGGCCGGCGCAGCGUGGCUGGCGUCCAAGGGCGUCAACACGCCCAUCAUCCAGUUGCUGGGCCGAUGGUCUUCGGCCGCCGUCGAGCGGUACGUCCAGGCAGCGCCGCUGGCAGUCGCCCCGGACGUUCCCCGGCGCAUACUGGCGGAGGACGUCGAGAUAGUCAGCGUCCGGCCGGCGUACGGCGACGCCAUCUCGCAGGCCAAGGCCCCACCAGCUCUCGGCCCACAGCCGCCGCUGGCCCUGGAGGAUGGCGAGCCGGCUCAGGUGGAGGCGCCGCCGCCCGAGGAUCACUCACCGGCGGUCGCGUUCGAGCCCGGCCCAGUCAGACCCGAGACGGUGAAGCAGGUCGCCGUCGCGCCGCCGGAGCACCUCAUUUACAAUGAGCGGCAGAAACGGGCUCACGCCCCUGACCCGACGGAGGCUUCGUCGGACCGCUUUCUGUGGAAAGCGCGGGGUUGUUCCUGGCCAUACGGCGUCCGGAGUUUUUAUAGGAUCACCGAGCUACCGGCGGGAGCCGCCAAGUGCCUUAGGUGCUUUCCCAAGGCCCCGUCGGCUGACGGUGCACGGGUCGCCGACGGAGGAGGCAGCCUCCCCAGUGGCAUCUAG